Molecule: messenger RNA, 2778 nt
Organism: Cavia porcellus (domestic guinea pig)
Lineage: Eukaryota; Metazoa; Chordata; Mammalia; Rodentia; Caviidae
Gene: Fam180b
Product: family with sequence similarity 180 member B
Exons: 2
Coding region: 930-1655 (241 amino acids)
Source: RefSeq, a predicted model, not a curated record
CCUAGGGUACAUUUCUUUUGUUUGAGACAAGAUCUUGCUGUAUAGCUUAGGUUGGCCUUGAGCUUACAGCGAUUCACACACCACCAUGUCUGGCCCAGGUGUUUGUUUCUAGCACUCAUGGUGCAUAAGGUUGAGGAUGGUGUGGCAUGGCCCCACUGAGAACUGAGGAGUCUCUGCUGGAGACAGCUGCCACCUCAGCAGAGUGUGGCAUCUCUAAGGAAGCCCAUCUCUUGUCACCUACCUAUGUAGCGUUCUCCAUGAGCCAGCAGUGGGCCAGGUCAGCGAUCUCAGCUCCUCUCUAGUCUCAAACCCUGUGUCUGCUUCUGGUACGCAAUAGGCCACCAUUCUCAGGCUAAGAGCUAAGAAUGCUGCUAGCAAAGGGAGACGGUUCCAAGGCUGGGACAGAAAGCACUUGGGGUGCAGGCUGUGCUGCCUGCAGACAGCUCCCAGCUGGCCGCUUGAGGCCUGUGGCCCAUCGGGGGAGCACUUGGCUGUGCAACCGAAGGACAGCUCCGCAGCUGAUGCGUGAUGGCCGAAGGGCUCCUAGAGUGUGCCAGGCUUGGUGUGUCAGGCCUGACUUACAAGUGAGAUGUUUGAGAGCGAAGACAAGAAGGUGGGAUUACUGCCUGGGGUCUUUCCUGUGCAGGGAGGGCAGAGCCAAAGCUGUCUACCACACACAUUUUUUUUCCCCAUUAUCCACAUCCCGCCCAUCUUGGCAGGAGUGGCGGCUAACUGCCAAAGCAGAUUCCCUACUCCUAAGGCGUGGAAGGAGCCCUGGCAAGUGGUGAGGCCACAGCUAGCCCCACCCUGAAGCCUGACACACAGCAGCAGAGCCCGAGCAGCUGAUAGAAAGCUGGGAGUGUGGCGUGUGGCUGGUAGAUCAGGAGCCGGAGCUGCUGGAGCGCGUAAGACUUGGGACGUGGUCAGGCAUGGCUGGGACACUGCGGACUCUGCUUUAUCUGGUGGCUACUGUUCGUCUCCUCCCUGAGGUGACUCUGACCCAGCACCGUGCAGGGCAGCCCACGGACAGCACCAACAUGGGAGGUGGCCUGCAGGAGCCAGAGGCCCCAGAAGUGAUGUUCGAGGUCACUCUCCAGCCUGGGACAUGGGGGUGCAGCAUUCAGAGGUCCCUAAGCUCUGGUUGGGAAGUGGGACGUCUCAGCAUGGGGCUGCUGGGGUGGUGGGAGUCCAGCCUGGGUUCUGUGCCUGGUUCCGCCCCGCUGGUCUCCUCUUGCUCUCUGCUCUGUCCCCUGCCAUUGCCAUCCCUGAAACAGCUCUUCUUGCAGCUGCUCUGGGCUGGGCUGGAGCUGGAUAUCACAGGGCAGCUGAAGAUCCGGGAUGAGGAACUGGCGUCUACAAGGCCAGGCCGCCGCCUCAGGCUCCUCCUGCAGCAGCUCGUGCCCAGGGACUUGGAAGGUGCUGAACAGCGGCUGCAGCAGUUCCAGGACCUGCGGGAGGGGCCUCCCCUUAGCCCUGCAGACCUCCAGCAACUGCUCCUCACAGGCCUGAGCUGCAUCUAUUGGCUCCACGCAGCCAGUGAGGCUGAGGAGAGGGGUCGCUGGGUACAUGUCUUCACCCUCCUGACACAGGAAGUGCUCUGGGACCUGUGCAAGGGCUUCUGUCCCCAAGGCCAGCCCCCUUCACUGGGGCCCUAGGCCUCCACCCUCAACUCUAUCCCUUGAUCCCUCCCUUUCACCUGCUGUUCCCUCCUCCUGGCACUUCUCAACCUGAGCCAGGCCCACCCCGGGCAGGGGCUUUUGACAUCUGGUUUUUGCUUGGCUUGCACCCUCAUACCCCUGCCCUGAUACUUACCCACUCUGCCCUGUUUCCUGGACCCUGAAGGCAGAAAGUCCACGGCCUGGAUCUAGGUGGCAGGCAGCUAAAGGCAGGGCAUGUUAGCAGUGUGUGUGAAUGCACAAGUGUGGGAGCCAGGCAUCAGGACUGAGAAGUGUGUUUAAGUGACGGAAAGGGGAACUGCUCCAAGCAAGCUCAAAUCUGAUGUUCCAACUCCUGGCUGGCAGGCAAUCUGAGAGAGGCCCUGUGGAGUCCUAGCACCCAGUCCUAAUUUCCAUAGUCCCCUCAAGCCUAACCAAGACUCUGCCACCACCACCACCCCCAGCAUGCCGUCCCCCAGCUGUGCUGGAGCACAGAGUGGACUUCUCAAAUGUCAGUCUGUGGAGGGGAGGAAAGCAGGUGGAAGAGGAUUGUCUUUGGGUAGGGAGGAAAACUGACUGGUUCCACAUCAGCAAGCCAUCAAUGAAUGUGUCAGGAAGAAUGAGCUGGAAAGGGGCUGAGCCACCCAGGCAGCUGAGGGAGGUUGGGUGGGUGGAGCCCUGGAUGUAGCUCUUCCCAUAAAAGAUUCUGCUUGGCAUACUGAGGCUUGUGUCAUUCUACUGCCUCUAACCCCCAUUCUGUCAUACUGUCCUCCCCAUCCCAGAGGUUAGCAGGCUGGACAGCCAAGUAUCAACUCUUCAUCCUAUUCCUACACCUUACUCGAGGAACCAUGCUGUUUCCUUCUAGCCUAGCUGGAUAUUGGGAAAUUCUACCUUGUCCUAAACAGGAAUCAGCAGGGCUUUAGAAUAAGGUCGUAAAUCAAGCCGGGAGUGGUGGCUCACGCCUGUAAUCCCAGCACUGGGGAGGUUGAGGCAGGAGGACUGUUGUGAGUUCGAGACCAGCCUGGGCUACAAGGUGAGCUCAAGGCCAGCCAACUGCAUAGCAAGACUCUGUCUCAAAAAGACCAAUAAAUAAAAAUUAAAAAAAAAAAUAAGGUCAUAAGUC